CUUGUCUUCGACAGUUUCACACUCUUCUGCGUUUGUUCCCGCCCCUUUUACUCAGCCGGUAGUGAACCGGAAUACUUGCUAUAUUGAUUAUAUUCCUUUUGUGUGUAAUUUUAGUCCGUAUUUUAAGACGAAAUGGCGAUUACCAUGGAUCACAUUCGGGAAAAACUGAUAGCAGAAAUUGGUGCAAUACACGUGGAAGUAGAAGACACAUCUCCCAACAGAUGUGCUACAAGUUUUAAGGUGCUUGUAGUGUCCCCUCAGUUUGAAGGAAAGCCACUGUUGCAGAGACACAGAUUGGUGAACACAUGCCUUGCUACUGAGCUGAAGGAGAUACAUGCCUUUGAGCAGAAGACCUUAACGCCAGAGCAGUGGGAAAAGCAGAAACAGCAGUGAUGUUGAUACAUGCACAGUGUUGGCAAUUUCCCAUACUAAUGUUUUUUUUUUUUUUUUUUUUCAUUUUCAAUUAUACAGCAAAUACAUAGGUUCAUUGGAACACACACUCCCUUUUUCAUCAGUGUAAGCUACAAUGCAAUAUUAGUGACAAGAAAUAAAUGUUUCAUCUCAUCAUUUGUUGGCCUGGAA
Messenger RNA from Pangasianodon hypophthalmus (striped catfish), 582 nucleotides. RefSeq lists its product as uncharacterized. The coding region runs from base 133 to 393 and encodes 86 amino acids. The transcript has 3 exons. Lineage: Eukaryota; Metazoa; Chordata; Actinopteri; Siluriformes; Pangasiidae. Gene Ontology annotation, cellular component: nucleus; cytosol. Gene Ontology annotation, biological process: intracellular iron ion homeostasis. Gene Ontology annotation, molecular function: 2 iron, 2 sulfur cluster binding. The record is from RefSeq and is a predicted model, not a curated record.